UUCCCACUCGAAUAAUGGCGAACGAAAUUUCAGACGAAACAAAUCAGAAUUUAUCUGAGGAGGAAACGCCGAAAAUAAACGGCUACGAGGAUGAGGAUGAAGAAGAUGAAUCACAGUUUAAUGACCCGGAAGGGUUUGUAGACUCAAUAAGCGACAAAGAACUGCUUGGAGAUAUUCUUGAGAAGCGGCCAGCCCCAGAGGAUGGCAUUGAUACUUUAAUUGUUGUGGACAAUGUCCCUGUGGUUGGACAAGACAGGCUGGAGAAAUUGAGGAAUGUCAUAAGGAAAGUUUUCUCAAAGUUUGGAAAAAUUGUGAACGAAUUUUAUCCGGAGGAGAAUGGCAAGACGAAAGGAUAUAUUUUUAUUGAGUAUGCUAAUAAGAAAGAUGCUGAACAAGCUGUGAAAAUAGCAAAUGGCUAUAAACUUGACAAGCACCAUAUCUUUAUUGUCAAUCCAUUUUCCUCAUUUGACAGUAUGUUAAAUCUUGAGGAGGUCUGGAGCCCACCUGAGAAGGAGCCUUAUCAAGACAAAGGAAACUUGUAUUCCUGGCUGCUUGAAGCAGAUUGUAACGACCAAUACUCUGUUAUUCAUGGUGGUGGUGAGAAAGUCGAUAUAUUCCUAAAUACAUCAACUGAACCUGUGCUGCUCAAGGGAAGACCUGGUUGGACAGAAACCUAUGUCACCUGGUCACCCCAGGGUACAUACCUCGCCACAUUUCAUAAACAAGGUAUUGCCCUCUGGGGCGGUGAUGAGUUCAAUCGUAUCGGAAAAUUUGGUCAUCAAGGAGUGCAAAUGAUUGAUUUUUCUCCGUGUGAAAGAUAUAUUGUGACGUUCAGUCCAUUACCAGACACCCCAAGCGAUCCACAGGGCAUUAUUAUCUGGGAUGUAAGAACAGGGGCAAAGAAGAGAGCAUUUCAGUGCGGGGAUUGUUCGAGAUGGCCCGUUUUUAAGUGGAGUCAUAAAGGGGAAUAUUUCGCCAGAAUACGAGACGAAGCCAUCAGCAUUUAUGAAACGCCAUCCUUUGGUUUGCUCGAUAAGAAAAGCAUAAAAGUGCCUAGUAUAAGUGACUUUGCGUGGUCCCCAGGGGACAAUGUAAUAUCCUAUUGGCUGCCUGAGAUCAAAGACACUCCGGCUCGCGUUACCAUAAUGGCUAUUCCUAGUCGUGACGAAUUGAGGGUGAAAAAUCUUUUCAACGUCGCCACGUGUAAAAUGAAUUGGCAGAAUAAAGGAGAUUAUCUUUGUGUCGUGGUUGACCGCUACACAAAAAGCAAAAAGGCUCUUCACUACAACAUGGAAAUAUUUCAUUUAAGGGAAAAACAAAUACCAGUUGAUACACUGGAACUAAAGGAGGCUGUCAGUGCAUUCGCCUGGGAGCCCCAGGGUGAUACCUUCGCUAUUAUUCAUGGUGAAAGUCCUAAAAUCAGCGCCAGUUUUUAUCGCUGUCAAAAAGGAGGUCACACUACCCUGCUUAAAACUUUUGAAAAGAAACAAGUUAAUAAUAUAUUUUGGUCACCCCGGGGCCAAUUCUGCGUUUUGGCUGGUCUACGUAGCAUGAAUGGUGCGCUGGAGUUUUACGAUCUUAACGAGGUGUCUCUAAUGAAUGUUGGGGAGCAUUUCACUGCCACUGACGUUGAAUGGGAUCCAUCAGGAAGAUACGUUUCCACGUCUGUCAGUUGGUGGGCUCAAAAGGUCGACAACGGCUACCAUAUUUGGUCAUUCCAAGGCAAAUUACUUCAAAGACACGCGGUCAGUCAAUUCUGUCAAAUGCUCUGGAGACCCCGACCGCAGACCUUGUUGACUGAUGAUCAAGUGACGAAAAUCAAGUCGGAAAUUAAGAAAUAUCAAAAGAUGUUCGAGAACAAGGAUAGAAUGAGCCAAAAGAAGGCGUCGAAGGAACUGAUCGAGAAACGUCGCAGAAUGAUGCGAGAAUUCAUGGAAUAUCGCGAUCGAAAGAAACAGGAAUACGAAGAACAGGAGGAUCAAAGACAUGAAUUACGUAAAGGUUUUGAAGAUUUGCAGGAGGAGGUGGAUGAUUUUGAGGAGGAAAGUGUUGAAUUCUUUAUCAAGGAAGAAACCAUCAUCGUCGAGUGAUUCCCCCCCCCGAUUUCGUCUCCGCUGGCCAGGGAAAUUUCGUGAAGCUCUGAUCAACUCGUUUACUCUCCUUGGUGACAGGUAGCAAAGGGAAUUGUGGGAAAUAUUUUGCUUGAGAUUGGUGAAAUCGAUUCGGAAAUUAGGUGGUUAGAAAAAUCCUUACUUUUAUUAAUACCUUGAAAUUUUGCACGAAAUCUAGGAAAUAGCUGAUAUAAAUAAUAUAUAUUCCUAAGUUUAAUUAUCUUAAUACCCCCACUAUAAUCCUUAAACUCUACACAUACAGUAUGUGUGCUUUGAAAAGCCCUAAGAUCCUUAUCAAUCAAUCUUUGAACAUAAAAAACAUCUCGAAUAUUCUAUCGUACAAAUUAUCAGCAUUACGUUUAAUUAGAUUUUUGCUAUACUUUCAAGUUUUGCUUUGCUGUGGUCUUUUUAUUUGUUUUUUUUAAAAUUUUUUUUGUGCCCAUUAAUUUCAUUACAAAGCAGUCGCACAUGUUGGACGUAAUAUGCAUGAGGCAGCCGUAAAAAUUGUUCUCUAUUUAGUCCGGGUAUAGCUUUCGUUUAAGAAGUUCCAAGAUUUGCUUUGCGGUGUUUUAAUUCCGAUGAUUUACGAUAAACACGAAGGAUAUGGGCUUAUCUGAUUGGUUCGGUAAGGCUUAUGCAAGCCAAUCAGAACUUAGAAAGCUUUGUCAUCGCAUAUUGCCGGGGAAAAAAAUUCUAAAAUAGAUUUUGGAUAUGAUAAGAAAUAACAAUUUUCGCAAUAUUCCAAAGAGGAAUCCUACCCAAGAAUUACGCACACACGCACACUUUGCCUUUUUUUUCUCUGAGCAUAUGUGCGUUGAAUUACAACACAAUGUUUAUUAAAUUUCGAUUUUACUCUUUCUGCAGCUGAUAUAUUGAAUAUUGCAUGCAAAACGCGAUCAUUGCUCGCGAACAAGGAUUUGUUGACUCACAUGUGGUCUGAGACCCUACUAUGCUAAAUCCAUUUAAUCUAUUUUAUCACGUUUUGCGGUCGAAUUUUCUUUCGAGAUCGUUUUCUUUGCGCAAUUCAUUAGAAAACCGUUACGAAAACAAAGUCUUUGUAAAAACGAUGGCGUGUUGUCCCAAGGGACUUUUAAAAAUGUACCCGCAUUUACUCAAAGCAGAAAUAAAUCUUAUAAAUUAAACCGCAGACAAAUUUCGGACUUGCCAUCCGACGCCGGUAUAUAUAGACUGGUCUCAUUUGGGGCUCAUACAGUUCCGGACAUUUUUCAAGCUGUGUAGCGCUGAGUGAUGACUUUUUAAUAAACUUUUUACAUGCCUGUUUUGACACAACGUAGUUUUUUUUAACAAGGAAAAAAUAUCUUUUAGGUUUUUAGCCGACCGAUCACCCCGAUUAAAGAAAGUUGCAAAAUUCUACGACUGCGUGUUUCUCUAAAUCAAAAUUAAGUUUGAAUAAAGAAAAGGCUGACUCAUUUCGUUUAUUCAAUUUAUCAAAUAUAGACUU
Molecule: messenger RNA, 3573 nt
Organism: Dendronephthya gigantea
Lineage: Eukaryota; Metazoa; Cnidaria; Anthozoa; Malacalcyonacea; Nephtheidae
Product: eukaryotic translation initiation factor 3 subunit B-like
Exons: 20
Coding region: 15-2090 (691 amino acids)
Biological process (GO): translational initiation
Cellular component (GO): eukaryotic translation initiation factor 3 complex
Molecular function (GO): translation initiation factor activity; RNA binding; translation initiation factor binding
Source: RefSeq, a predicted model, not a curated record